CCAUUCUCAGAGGGUGGUAAGAAAAAAAAGAAAGAAGCGAUUCUCGUCCUGAAAAAAAGAAAAAAAGAAAAGAAAAAAACCCUAGAAAAAGAUGGGAUCUCCUUCAGGAGCGUGCGGCAUAUCUGCACUAUCUGCAUUUGUGCAGAAGAAAGAUGUCGACAAUCGGACUCCUCUCAGAAUCUACUAUAUGAUUGCUGAUUGUUUUCUCAGACGGGCGGACAUCUACAGAGAGGAGAAGAACAUAAUUGAUCUAUGUAUUAUGCUUAUGCAGUUUUCAAGUUUAAUGUCUGAAACUAUACCAUACCAUCGAGACUACCUGGUGUCUUUAAAAAGAGAGAGACUUUCUUUUAAGAAGAAAUUAUUGAAUGCUCUGACUGAACUAGAGACACUGAAACCUACUGUUCAAAGUCUGAUUGAGGAACAAAACAGAAAACGCAUGAAAGAAGUAGCCAAGUCAGAUCAGGUCCAAUAUCCAAGCAACUUAGACUUAACUCCAGUCGAGAUGCCAACUCCAGUCGAGAUGCCAAGCUUGAUUCAGCCUGCUGAAGAUGGGGUCAUGGCUGUAAAAGAUAGUGGUGAUUCAGAAUCUGAAAGAUCUACCCUUGAAUCAGUCCUUUCACUGAAUGACGGUAGAUGGUCUCUUCCUGCUGAGGAACCUUGUACAUCUUCCACGGUCUAAUCAGACCUCUGCCCGCCUGAAGCUAGAGAAAUUUCCAAGUCGGAAAUUAGUAAAAGGAUAUCGAUUUGACUUCAGUUUCUCCAUUUCAGUUACCCUGCUUACAGUGCUGGUUAGUUACUCCAAUGAACCGGGUUGGCCGGUCUAGCUUCCGGCCAUAGCAUCCACCUGGGCCUGGUUCCCAUUUUAUCGAUGAUUUUUUCGGCCCGUUUAAUUGAAACAACAAAUGGGCUUGUUUUGAGUUAUGGUUUAAAAUCUGUUUGUGCAUGUCAUGUUGUUCACCAGGCAAUAUUGGGUCAGAUCGUCCUGUGUCUUGCAGUGAAACCGAUAUCUUUUAUGAAUGAUACGGGUGAUGUGUAAGGGUUUCAGAUGA
Magnolia sinica is the source of this 1049-nucleotide messenger RNA. RefSeq names its product AMSH-like ubiquitin thioesterase 3. The transcript is spliced from 6 exons. The record is from RefSeq and is a predicted model, not a curated record. NCBI's taxonomy places the organism in Eukaryota, Viridiplantae, Streptophyta, Magnoliopsida, Magnoliales, Magnoliaceae. Bases 92 to 679 code for a protein of 195 amino acids. Gene Ontology annotation, biological process: protein K48-linked deubiquitination; protein K63-linked deubiquitination. Gene Ontology annotation, cellular component: endosome; membrane.